AUGAUCUACAAUGGUGAGGUUUUAUGUAAUUUUUUACUGGGUUUGCAUGCAUACAGAGGUACCCCCGAUUACGCUGCUAGUGAUUCCCUUGAAAAGGAGUUUACUGGAGUUAUGAAAGAGGUUUCCGAGUUUGGACCGGUCUCGUCCUCCUCUGUUCGGCGAAUGACGCGAAGAGCAUGGCGACGGUUGGAGCGAGGGAAACCUUCUGUCCUUGGUGAGUGCUAA
Strongylus vulgaris is the source of this 225-nucleotide messenger RNA. The record is from the annotation of a GenBank genome assembly. Lineage: Eukaryota; Metazoa; Nematoda; Chromadorea; Rhabditida; Strongylidae.